AUGUGCCCACGUACACACAGCGCAGCAGCCACCAGCACCACCGCCUCUAUUAACUCCCCCGGGGCGGCACCACCGCAGCGAUCUGCCAGCCUCCCGCCCCGCUCUCGUCAGCGGGCGGGUCCGCCCUCGCUCCCCGCGGACCGGCACACACCGCCCCGCCGUGCCGCAGACCCUUCCCCCCAGCCAAACGCGUCCCUCCCGCAGAGCCCCUGCCCGCAAGCCCGCUUCCCCGGCUCCGCUCAGCACAAACCCGCCGGCCGGCCCCUCUGUCCCCACCUCAACCCGCGCUUUCAGGGCUCCCUCCUUCAGCGCUUCCAUCCCGCCACUCCCCGCUCCCACAGGUCGUUCUCCCCAGCCCCGACUGAGCCCGCCGGGACCCACAGCGACCCCCUUCCCACAAGCACCCCGCUCCCUCGGGCACCCGCUUCCUUCGACGGUCACUCACCCCCCCAGUCCCCCUCACCCGGCUUCUCACAGCAGCCCCGGGCCCGCUCUCCUCCCAUGGAGAAGGGUCCCUCCUCUCCCGGCCAGGACCUUCCGCCGCCCGCAGCGGGAGCAGCCGGGAAGGCGGGGGAGCCCCACCCCCACCUGCUGCCGGCCCCGCCGCGGGCAGAGCGGUACCGGGGCAGCGCUGCCCCCAGGAUGCCUCCUCGGGUCCCCCCCGGCCGCAGCACUCACCGGCCAAGCGGGAAACGCGAGACAGAGGCAGCGGGGCGCGGAGGGCCACUGCGCGGCGGGUACUGCCCGCUCCGCCUGCCGCCUCAGAGCGCAGGGCCGGUGGUGCUGGUGCUGCCGCCCGCGCAUGGAUUAUGGAGGGCGGGCUCUGCCCCGGGUCGGGGCUGCGGGACCACCCCGGCAGGCUGGGGCUGA
Messenger RNA from Pezoporus occidentalis (night parrot), 870 nucleotides. RefSeq lists its product as uncharacterized. Bases 1 to 870 code for a protein of 289 amino acids. The record is from RefSeq and is a predicted model, not a curated record. The transcript has 2 exons. NCBI's taxonomy places the organism in Eukaryota, Metazoa, Chordata, Aves, Psittaciformes, Psittacidae.